CUUCCCACCAGAUAUUUCUCUCUUCUUCUUCGUCCCUUUAUUACCCUUCCCCACUCACACCUGUAACGAAAAAGGACUCUUUCUUUUCAACGCCUUUUCUUCUUCGUCUUCAAAGCUGAAACCCUCUUCAACUUUCUCACCUUUUCUUAGAUUCGCCGCCGCCCAGGAGAAUCUACGCCCCACUUUUCGGUAAUCACCGCCGUCAUCAUCCACAAAGGUUCCCGAAAAUGGUGAAACUGAGCAACAGUCUGCUAGGGAUUCUCAACGUCCUCACAUUCCUGAUCUCCAUCCCGAUCAUCGUCGCCGGCGUUUGGCUCUCCAAGCAGUCCAGCACGGAGUGCGAGCGGUUCCUCGAGAAGCCGGUGAUAGCCGUCGGAGUCAUCCUGUUGCUGUUCUCACUCGCAGGAAUCAUAGGCGCGUGCUGCAGAGUCUCGUGGCUUCUCUGGUUCUACCUCGCCGGAGUCUUCGUCCUCAUCCUGGUCCUCUUCAGCUUCACAAUCUUCGCGUUUGUGGUCACCAACAGAGGGGCGGGUGAAGCGAUUUCAGGGAAAGGGUAUAAGGAGUACAGGUUUGGGGACUACUCUCAUUGGUUGCAGAAGAGGGUUAAUAAAAACUGGGAUCGAAUCAGUAAUUGCCUUCAGGACAGUAAGGUUUGCCAGAAGUUGGCUGAUGAUAAGAUUGGCGAGGACAAUUUCUACAAAGAACGCCUUUCUUCCCUUCAGUCCGGCUGCUGCAAACCAUCAAGUGACUGCAACUUCACAUACGUGAGCCCAACAAACUGGAUCAAGACUUCUCAGCCCAUUCGCCAAAAUGCAGACUGUGAUCUUUGGAGCAACGAACCAAAAACCUUGUGCUACAGCUGCCAGUCAUGCAAAGCCGGGCUGAUCGACAACAUCAAGACUGACUGGAAGAAGGUGGCGAAGAUCAACAUUGCCUUCCUCGUCAUCCUCAUCAUUGUCUACUCGGUGGGUUGCUGCGCUUUCAGGAACAACAGGCGGAAGGAGUAUUCCUCUUUCAGGCCUUAAUUACCACCACCCUUGUGAUUGCAUUCUUAUUAUUAGUCCCCUGUUUUGAUUUGUUGUUGGGGAGUGUGUAGAUGCGGUUCUUUUAUUGUACAGUUGAACCAUUUUGCAGUUUGAUUUCCUUGGAUUUUUAGUUGGACUGAGAAUAAUUGCUGAUUAUUUGUGCUUUGCUUGUUUACAUUGGUGAAUAAAGUAGAUUCCUGUAAAUCAAACAAUCCAUUCUUCUUUCUUCAUUAUUUUCAUUGUUUGGUUUUGGUAUCUUAACAUAUUGAGUAUUGACCCAUUCUUCCAUCAUCGAUUAUCAACACAUUUAUGAGUC
Cuscuta epithymum is the source of this 1341-nucleotide messenger RNA. NCBI's taxonomy places the organism in Eukaryota, Viridiplantae, Streptophyta, Magnoliopsida, Solanales, Convolvulaceae. The record is from the annotation of a GenBank genome assembly.